AUGGGUCGUAAAAACAAAAAAAAAGGAGGAAAAAACAAGCGUCAUCAGCCCCCUCUACCACCAUUAGGAGAGGAUUUUAAGUAAAAUCUUUAUCUGGAAGGUAUUAAGUAUUUAACAAUAAAAGCUUUGGAGGGCAUCAAUAAAUUAAAACUUUCAAAAGAGCUUUUCCUUUAGAAACAAGUGAAGGAAGCUUAUUUGUUAUCAAAAAGCUGGUUGGAAACUUGGAAGAUUCAUGUUGGUUAUGAUGCUGUGUUUAAAGGCGAGCAGCCAGGAGGCAAGAAAUAUGGAAGACAAUAAAUAGGAGAGAUGAAUAAGGACAUAGUUGCAAAUGCGGAAUUAUUUCAUUCUGCACCAGAAUUGUAUUUUUAUUUUGAUUCUCCAUUGAAUGAUGUCUAACCUGUAAAAGAUUACAUCCUGAUUACAUAAGAUGUUUGGGAAUUCUUUUGUGAGAAAUACAAGGGAAAAGCUGUAAAGAGGAUAGCAAACGAACAAGGGGAGUUUAAUUUGAUGAUUAUAAGUCCCUAUGUGAUUUUUAUGACUCAAGACAAGUUGAAUGAAAUUGGUGCACUUAAUUAAAAUUAGGUGACUAAUUCCUUAGAUUUGUUGAGAAUGAGGAAAGCGUAGAUGUUUAGUGAAUGGAAAUUCAGAGACUUGGAAACUUAUUGUUAAUAAAUAAUGGAGAAUCAAGAUAUUCAAAUUUGGUUAAUGAAUCCUAUAUACGAAUAAAGUCAAAUUAAACUACAAUUAAUAAAGGCAGUUCAUCAGAAUAAAAAUGUACUGUUGGGUGAACAAUUAUUAGAAGCAGAAUAUUAGCAACUGCAAUUAUCUCAGUUUUUAAAAAACCAUUUUAUAUUGGUAGUAUUUUCAAAUAAGGUUGAAAUAUCUUAAUUGGAUGUUAAAUUCGAAUUAAAUUAAAAUGGUUGUUGCUUUAAUUGUGGAUCGAAGGCUUUAUUGAAUUAUUCUUGUGCUUGCAAAAAAAAUUUCAUUCAAGACAAUGCACAAAAGCCAUAUGAUUCACAAGAUGAUGACGACUUUGAUGCAAUCACUUAUGACAAUCUAUCUACUAAAUAAGGAGUAGGAUUAACCAAUUUGGGUAAUACUUGUUAUAUGAAUUCAUCCCUAUAGAGUCUCUUUAGUGCAACUCACUUAUAGGAAUUCCUAUCAAAUAAAUAAUACUGGACCUAGAAUACUAUUAAACGCAAUGUGCAAUUAAAUUACAAAUUAGAAAAGCUAUUAAAAAAUCUCCUGACUCAAAAUAAGGCAUUCUCUCCAUAUAGUUUCAGACAGUAAUUGGCUCGAAAAUAUCCAUUCUUUGGCAAUAACUUUUAAUAGGAUGCGGCAGAAUUUAUAUUAUAUCUGUUUGAUGCAUUAAAUGAAGAGUUGAUAUAGAAGGAUGGCAAUUAGAAACCUGAAAAUGAGUUGCAGUAGUAACUAGAUUUAGGUGAUGGUGACAAACCUGAACCGGAACAAGCAAAUAGUGAUAGCGAAGAUGAUAGCAGCGAAGAACAGGAAAAUAGUGAGGCCAAGCCAGCACAAUAAUAGCAGAUGUAAUUCCAUAAAAAAUAAAUCAAUAAUGAUAAUUACGAGUAGGCCUAGGAGUUGAUCCACAAACUAAACAGCUCAUUUAUUCUUAAGAAUUAUUUAGGAAUCACUAGAUCAGAAAUUGAAUGUCCCAUUUGUGAAUAAAAAACUUAAAGUUACGAAUAGUUUUUGAUUUUGCCACUCUCUUUAAAUGCUACAUCUUAAUCUAAACAUUUAGUUGAUGUGUUCGUUAUUUCGAAUGACUGGUAUAAGCCCUAUGAAAAAAUUGUUUAUGAAUAUUAACCAAAUCAAACUCUACUAUUAGAAGUUAAAAGAGAUAUAGGAGAGAAAUUGGGAAUUGAAGCCACUUAUCUAUUAGGCGCAUUUUGUUCUAAUAGCUUAAUUGAUACAUAUUUGUUUCAUGAUGAGGAUCAUCUAUCAAAAGUACUUAAUGAUAAUUAAAAUGGUUAUUUUUGUUUAUUCUAAUUGGAUUAGAGCAUUUAUUCGAUAACUGAUGAAGAUUAAUAUUUUGAUGUGAUGAUCUACUCAUUUGAAAAGAGGAAUGCCUUCUCCUAUCAAUGCGAGUACAUAUGUGCAGCCAUUCCCAAGAUUCUAAUAAUCAAGAAAUAGUUUACUGCAGUUUAAAUUUAUCAAUAAGUUUGGAAUAAACUUGGCGAACAUUCCAAAUCAGAUUAACUUAUGAAUAUCUAAAUUGAUGAGCCUUAAUAAGAGAACCUUUUAAAUUCAUAAUAGCUCAAAGAAAUCUUAAAUUACUAGGUUAUCAUUCAAACUAGAUUACCAUCUAAGAUUCCUUGCCCAUUUAUAUGUGGCAAACAAUUUAAGAAAGAUCAGAAACCGCAUAGUUGUGAAUUGCCUUUCAAUAACUCAACCACAUUGCAUCAAUAUUUAGAGAAAAUUAAUUAUGCCAAUGCCCAUACUUCAUUAUCAAUAGAAUUCUUAGAAAAUGCAAUCCCAAAUACCUUAAGAAUAGAAUUUGAACCCAAAACAAACUACCAAAAACAUGAUAAAUCAUUAAAUGUAUUAAAUCUGAUCGACAAUUUCCAAUCUAAAGAACCAUUAAUGGAUGAAAAUGCCUAUCAUUGUACAAUUUGCAACGAUCUAACCUUUGCUAUCAAAACAAUGAGCUUACAAAAACUACCUGAUUAAUUAAUCAUACAACUCAAAAGAUUUUAAUAUGAUGAACAUAAGGGAUUCUAGAAAAACAAUAUUCUAGUCACAUAUCCAGAAGACAUUUAAAUAAAUUAAAUAGAUUAUGAGUUAUAUGGUGUCGUGUUACAUUUUGGUGGAUUAGACAAUGGUCAUUAUAUUGCGUAUGGCAGAAGACAAAAAAAAUGGAUUGAAUUCAAUGAUGAUACAACUAAAGAAGUAAAAUAGAAUGAUGUAAUCAACGACAAGAAUGCAUACAUUCUAUUUUAUUAACAGAAAUGA
Molecule: messenger RNA, 2970 nt
Organism: Paramecium tetraurelia
Lineage: Eukaryota; Ciliophora; Oligohymenophorea; Peniculida; Parameciidae
Exons: 6
Biological process (GO): protein deubiquitination
Molecular function (GO): cysteine-type deubiquitinase activity
Source: RefSeq, a predicted model, not a curated record